CAACGCAACUGUGCCACCCACCAACUUCCGUCCACAAACACAAAAGCGAGUGCAGGAAGCAAACGUGUGGAUCUCUUUUCCAGGCCGAACUCUUUCUACCACCACCAACACCAAAGAUGUUCGCCAAUUUUAAAGCCUCAGGCUCAGCUUUUAUGCCCCAGUUUUCCCGGAUCUCGCUGUACUUCUCUAACAACUUAUUCUUCAAACCAACUAUCGCAAUUCCCUACGAUCAUGUCUCUAACACUUAAAGUACACUUCACUUCCACCACUUACCUUAAUUUUAGAAGCAAACACAGUGCCUUAACCAGUUAUAACACCCAAAUCCGACCAAAACCCAUUUGCCAUUUUAACCCUUUAACAUCAACUUCUUUCAAACCCAAAAAAAUGCAUGCUCCGGUUCAGUCUUCUUCGACUUCAGUGAUCAAGAGCUCGUUGAUCGAGCCAGAUGGUGGGGUCCUGGUCCAUCUGGUUUUGCCAGAGAGUGAAAGGGGAGUGAAGACGGUUGAGGCUGAGUCAAUGCCGAAGGUGAGGUUAACCAAGAUCGAUGUGGAGUGGGUGCAUGUAAUUAGUGAAGGAUGGGCUAGUCCUUUGAAAGGGUUUAUGAGGGAAGACGAGUAUUUGCAAAGCUUACAUUUUAAGACUUUGAGAAUGAAAGAUGGGUCUACUGUCAACAUGCCACUUCCUAUUGUUUUGGCGAUUGAUGAUGAGACAAAGGAGGGAAUUGGGUCUUCUUCCGAUGUUGGGUUGGUUGGGCCUGAUGGAGACUCGAUCGCCAUUCUCAGGAGCAUUCAAAUAUACAAGCAUAACAAAGAAGAAAGAAUAGCUAGAACAUGGGGAACGACUGCACCAGGAUUGCCAUAUGUUGAGGAAGUCAUCACUCCAGCUGGAAACUGGCUUAUUGGCGGUGAUCUGGAAGUUUUGAAACCUAUCAAGUAUAAUGAUGGGCUUGAUCACUACAGACUUUCCCCCAAGCAACUCAGAAAAGAAUUUGAUAGGCGCAAGGCUGAUGCUGUUUUUGCUUUUCAGUUAAGGAACCCUGUGCAUAAUGGACAUGCGCUAUUGAUGAAUGAUACUCGGAGACGACUUUUAGAAAUGGGUUUCAAGAAUCCAAUCCUUUUGCUUCAUCCUUUAGGUGGAUUCACCAAAGCUGACGAUGUGCCCUUGGAUGUUCGGAUGGAACAACACAGCAAGGUCCUAGAAGAUGGAGUCCUUGACCCUGACACUACCAUUGUGGCCAUAUUUCCGUCACCUAUGCAUUAUGCAGGUCCAACAGAGGUACAGUGGCAUGCCAAGGCAAGGAUAAAUGCUGGGGCUAAUUUCUAUAUUGUAGGUCGUGAUCCUGCUGGCAUGGGUCACCCAACAGAGAAAAGGGAUUUGUAUGAUCCUGAACAUGGGAAAAAAGUGCUAAGCAUGGCUCCUGGCUUGGAAAAGCUUAACAUUUUGCCAUUUAGGGUGGCAGCUUAUGACACAGUGGCAAAGAAGAUGGCAUUUUUUGAUCCUUCACGUGCCAAAGAUUUCCUCUUCAUAUCUGGAACCAAGAUGCGAACCUAUGCAAGAACUGGCGAGAACCCUCCUGAUGGUUUUAUGUGCCCUGGAGGAUGGGAAGUCCUUGUCAAAUAUUACAAGAGUUUGCAAGCGGAGGAGGCAACACAACAACCUGCUGUUCUACCUUCUUAGAUGCAUAAUUUAAUAAUAGAUUUUGCAGCAAGUUAUUAUAGCUAAUGAGGAAAGAGUGUCCUAGUUGAGCACCAUUCAGCCUAAUUUCAGCAGCUCCAGUAAUGAAUUCAACAUCUCCAAGUCUACUUUAUGCCUUUUGUUCAACUCCUGGUGAUUGGCUUUCAGUUUUAAGCGGAUUAUAUUCAGUAGUGGGAUAAAAUAUUUAUUGAAUUUGUUUAUGAUUCAUUAUUUUAGGGGAAGUGAUAGUCAACAGGGGUCCCAACCUCUGAGGACUUGGACUGGUUUGAAAUCUGAAUGUGUCAAUGUGCUAAUUCUUUUCUCUACUCAAGUUUGACUGUCACCUUUUGAUUGCACACAUUGUUUUAAAACUGCUGUAACACUCUAGGUAUUGUCGCAUUAAUGCCCGAAUGCUGAAUUUUUCAAGCUGUGAGGUAGGGGUAAAGGGGAGGGAUUCGUUGAAAAUUGCAAGGUUUUUCCAUGUAUCUUUUUGAACAGAGCACGCAACUCAGUCUGAAGCCUCUUUUCAAGCUCCCUACAAUUCAUUAAUAAUUCUUUCAAACAGCUACUUCUACAAUAAACAUGUCAAUGUGUUUGAAUGUUGCGAGGGUGGAGAAUGGAAAGCGCAAAUGCAACAAAAUCUAAAAACUAAGUCACCCUAAUAUCCCAAAAACAAAGUUACUUUCACGAAUGCAGUAUCUUUAGGUCAAAUCCUCAAGUUCUAUCUUCUGCAUGACAUAAAAUCCUCUUUCGUAUCUUGUCAGUGACCUUCAGGCUUCAAGUGAAUCAUUUACAUCAAUGAGGUUUGAUGAUGGGGGCCUACUCAUCUUGGGCUCGCCAAUCGCAACAAUAGCUCCAAACCGAACUAAUGUUUGG
This is a messenger RNA of Durio zibethinus, 2550 nucleotides long. RefSeq names its product ATP sulfurylase 2-like. Gene Ontology annotation, biological process: sulfate assimilation. Lineage: Eukaryota; Viridiplantae; Streptophyta; Magnoliopsida; Malvales; Malvaceae. The record is from RefSeq and is a predicted model, not a curated record. Gene Ontology annotation, molecular function: adenylylsulfate kinase activity; sulfate adenylyltransferase (ATP) activity.